GUUUGUCAAUCUUCUUCAGUGUCCAGCUCCAGCAGCAUCCUCCCCUCCACUCCCCCCUAAAACCCCAACGCCCUCCGCCACUCCUUCUAUCCUCAGAUCAGAUGGUGGAGGUGGCCACACGUGGAGAAGAGACCUCGUCCCAGUGAUGCGCUGCCAUGGCCGCCCGUGCACUGGGCCCACCGCCUCCGCCUCCACUUCCCCCUCUCGGCACCAUGCGGGCGCCCCCGCGCGCUACUGAUGCCACCGCGCCGCCGCCGCCCCAUGGCUACCGGCGUGGCGCAACCGGUCUCACCUCAGCGCUGACUGGUAACCGGGGAAGGCACAUUUUGUGUUCAGUGCAAUUGACAGAAGCUCUUAGAGGCAAUCUUCAAGUGGAAGCAAACUCGUCUCAUGCCCCUACGGCAUUGAUGUCUACUGGACGUGAUGACUCAGCCAUAACCUGUAAAGGAUUCUGUAUGAUAUCAUGGAACCUGAAAGCAGAUGUUCCAGAUGGUUAUGUAAUCUUUGUAACAGGAGAUCCAGUAACCCUGGGUUGUUGGGAACCUGAUAUGGCUGUUCAGUUGGCUCCUUCUGUUAAAAGUAGCAAUGAAUGGACGGCUGAAAUAAAGGUACCAUAUGGGGUGCACUAUAGGUAUAACUAUUUUGUUCGUGAGGAAAAAGGUUCUUCUAAUGAUAUCAUAUGGAGGCCUGGUCCUGAGUGCUCCUUAUCGAUACCUUCAGUUAGCAGGAAAAAACAUGUCAUUGUUGUGAAGGAUCUUUGGAUGAAAACCAGUGUGACAGGUAUUCCCUCUCCUUCCUGGGGAUCAUGGCUGAUGGAAGCAGAUUUUCUUGAAGAUCGAUUUGUUGAGAGUGAGAAGCGUGAGAGCACUGUGAAAGCCCACUCUGUUAUCGAUUUGGUGGAGCGAACUUCAUCUGUAGGUGAGCAUAUUAUACUAAGACUUGGAAAUGGCACGCCUUUACAAGCAAAGCAUAUAUCAGAGACAGAGAGCCCACUCAUCAGUGUCAAUGAUGAUUUUACUGUAGUUGAUAAACCAAAUGCAAUUAAAACAAGUGUGAACCAACUUGGUGGAACUCAGCCUGUUGAGGAGCCAUGGAUUCUUGGACCUAUGGUCUCAGCAAAGAACUCUGUUGUGCCAGUCAAACACAAAAAGGACAGGAAGAAGUUUUUGAAUAAGGAACAUGAUCCAGGUGAAGUUGCUGAAAACAUGCCUGAACAGUAUCAGCCUGUGGAGGAGCCAUGGUUUUUUCAAUCUUGGGCGGUAGCAAAGAGAACUGGAGUUAAAACGAAAGGAAAAAUAGAAGCGAAAGAUAGUACAAAAAAGUAUAGGAAAAUGGAUAAGCCCCCAGCACCUUCGGAGGCGGAUACACCCUCCACCAGUGAACAUUCAUCAAGAGUCAUAUUAAUUAACUCCUCUAUCUGUACCAUGCAGAGAAUUGCAGUAUUGGAAGAUGGGAAACUAGUUGAACUCUUGCUGGAGCCCAUAAAAAAUACUGUACAUUGUGAUAGUAUUUAUUUAGGUAUAGUAACAAAACUUGUUCCUCAUAUGGGAGGUGCUUUUGUAGACAUUGGAAUUUCGAGACCUUCUCUGAUGAGCAUAAAGCAAAACCGUGAUCCUUUUGUGUAUCCCCAAAUAGUUAAGGACAAUAAAGGAGGUACUGCUAAUGAUUCUGAUUAUAAUGAUGAGAGCCUUCCAACAUACGACGACGAUGAUGAUAUUGCAGAUGAGGAAUUUGCAGAUGAAGAGAAUGAUGAUGAUUCAGCAACAUUUCUGGCUCACAAUGUUACUGAAAAUGAACAAGGCAUGGAUUUCGUGUCCCACUCUAAGAUGAAGAUGAUUGAUAGUGCUGAAUUCGAAAGUGUAUCUGCUUGUGAUGACGAAAAGGAUGAUGAAACUGAUGAUCACGUGGAAGAUGAAUACAACGAUGAUCUUGUGCCAGGAGAUCAGUCAGAGAUCUCUAAUGAUAUUAAGACAUUAUCUUCCAUUCAACAUGCGUUGAGGGAAUCAAAUGAUGAUACAAAUGGAUGUAGGUGGUCUCAAGUUCGCAAGGGCACAAAAGUUAUGGUUCAAGUUGUCAAGGAGGGAUUGGGUACAAAAGGUCCCACAUUGAGUCCCUUCCCAUGCUUAAGAAGCCGAUUUUGGAUAUUAGUUUCCCGCGGUAAUAAAGUUGGAGUGUCAAAAAAGAUUACUGGAAUAGAGCGAACACGGUUGAAGGGCAUUACGAAAUUAUUACGACCUGUUGGAUUUACUUUGACAGCUCGUACAGUUGCUGCUGGUCAUUCUUGGGAGGAGUUGCAGAAGGACCUUGAUCGCUUGCUAUCUACUUGGAAAGGAAUAACUGAACAUGCUCAAUCUGCUGCCUUAGCUGCUGAGGAGGGUGUGGAAGGUGCUGUUCCUGUAAUGUUGCAUAGAUCAAAGGGUCAGGCUCUAUCUAUUGUUCAAGAUGAUUUUAAUGAGAAGGUUAAGAGGCUUGUCGUCGAUUCUCCUCGCACCUACCAUGAGGUUACGAGCUAUCUCCAAGAAGUUGCACCUGAGCUCUGCAAUCGAGUUGAUCUGUAUGAGAAAAGAACUCCCAUAUUCGAUGAAUAUAAAAUUGAAAAGGAGAUCGAUAAUAUCCUUUGCAAAAGGGUUGUGCUACAGAAUGGGGGUUCUUUAAUUAUAGAACAGACUGAAGCUCUAGUUUCCAUUGAUGUGAAUGGUGGUCACAGUAUGUUUGGUCAGGGGACGUCACAGGAGAACGCUAUUUUAGAAGUCAAUCUUGAAGCUGCAAAGCAAAUUGCUCGUGAGCUGCGCCUGAGGGAUAUUGGUGGCAUCAUUGUUGUUGAUUUUAUUGAUAUGACUGAUGAAUCAAACAAAAGAUUAGUCUAUGAAGAAAUGAAGAAAGCAGUAGAAAAGGACCGAUCAACAGUUGGUGUUUCAGAAUUGUCAAAGCUAGGUUUGAUGGAAAUAACUAGAAAACGGGUUCGGCCGAGUGUUACUUUCAUGAUCAGUGAGCCUUGUCCAUGUUGCCAUGGUCUUGGUCGUGUGGAAGCUCUUGAUACAUCCUUUUCUAAGAUAGAACGUGAAAUCUGCCGACGCCUUGCUUCCUCUGGGCAUAAAUCAGACCCAGAGAAACCAAAAUCAUGGCCAAGAUUUUUGCUUAGAGUGGACCAUGAGAUGUGCACGUACUUGACGUCAGGAAAGAAAACAAAACUAGGGCUCCUCAGUAGCUCCCUCAAAGUAUGGGUUUUGUUGAAGAUCGCUCGAGGCUUUACACGGGGUGCAUUUGAAUUGCUACCAUAUUCUGAUGAGGACACAGAUGAGCACAAGGAACCACCUGAAUCGCAAGACUCACCACCUCCGAAGGAAGCAGGAAGGCCCAGGCUGUCUGUUUUCCCUAUCAAGAAGUGGAUGAGCCGUGCAAAGCGAGCCAAGUGAAUGCAAAGAGGGAUGAUUUUUGCAAAGAGCUGAAGUGAAUCCUUUCUCAGAGGGCUUUGUUAUCUUACAGGCUGUGACCCCAACACGAGGCAUCCACGUCUGUCUGACUAACAUCUGGACGACCUUCUUCUUGAUUUUGUAGUUGCAAAUCAAUGAGGUCUAAAGGGUGAAAAGGAGUAGGAAAGUAGGAAAGAUGUGGGAAGAUUUUAGGAGAGAAAUUAGAUUGUGUAAGAGCCGAGAGUGUGUUGUGGGGGGACAGAGCGCAGUAACAUAGUUGUUGGAUGCCCAAAUGAGAUAUUUGGUGCACUUAUUUUUUUUUCAUGCAUUGUCAAAAUGCAAAAUGAAUUGUACUCAGAAACAAAAUGCAAAAUAAACAAUUUUCCUGUUAAAUUUAUAUAUGACGUGGAGCGACCCUUGCUGGAA
Brachypodium distachyon (stiff brome) is the source of this 3839-nucleotide messenger RNA. RefSeq names its product ribonuclease E/G-like protein, chloroplastic. Gene Ontology annotation, biological process: rRNA processing. NCBI's taxonomy places the organism in Eukaryota, Viridiplantae, Streptophyta, Magnoliopsida, Poales, Poaceae. Gene Ontology annotation, cellular component: cytoplasm. Bases 156 to 3416 code for a protein of 1086 amino acids. The transcript is spliced from 14 exons. The record is from RefSeq and is a predicted model, not a curated record. Gene Ontology annotation, molecular function: RNA binding; starch binding; RNA nuclease activity.